This is a messenger RNA of Saccoglossus kowalevskii, 1681 nucleotides long. Its product is annotated as aspartate dehydrogenase domain-containing protein-like. Gene Ontology annotation, molecular function: L-aspartate dehydrogenase [NAD(P)+] activity; NADP binding. The record is from RefSeq and is a predicted model, not a curated record. Lineage: Eukaryota; Metazoa; Hemichordata; Enteropneusta; Harrimaniidae. Gene Ontology annotation, biological process: NAD+ biosynthetic process.
GGCGCUUUAACUUUCCGUUGAACUUUGAGGCGGCGGUUUAACUCAAACGAUGAGCAAAGAGACUAGAAAACGACGUGUCGGCAUUGUUGGAUUUGGAGAGUUGGGUCAAUAUUUGGUGAAAGCAAUUCAAAAGAGCGAUGACUUAGAACUUGCAUUUGUAUGGAAUAGAUCUCCAGAGUUUCUUAAAACACAAAUAGAUGUCAAGUAUAUUUUAGAUGAUCUUAGUGAGUUUGCUGAAAGGGAUGCUGAUCUAAUAGUAGAAGUAGCUCAUCCUGUUAUUUCUCUGCAGUAUGGCGAAAAGUUUCUUCAACAUGCUGAUUAUAUGGUUGGUUCUCCAACAAGUCUUGCUGAACAAGAGGUAGAAAACAAACUCCGAAGUGCAGCAAAGCAUCAUGGGAUGUAUAUACCCAGUGGUGCAUUCUGGGGAGGAAAUGAUAUCAAGAAAAUGGCCGACAGAGGAACCUUAAAGGGUCUGAGAGUGACAAUGAAGAAACAUCCAAGCAGUUUUAAAGUACUUGGAGAAUUGAAAGACAAGAAUGAUUCAGUGACUGACUCUCUUGUUGUGCUCUAUGAUGGUCCAGUGAGACAGGUUUGUUCCUUAGCUCCUAACAAUGUCAAUACUAUGGCAGCUGCGGCCAUUGCGGCACACAAUCUGGGAUUUGACAAAGUCCAGGGAUGUUUGGUUUCUGAUCCCAGUUUAACAGAUUUUCAUAUUGUCGAAGUGGAUGUGACAGGACCUUGUGAUGCACUAUUGGCAAAGCCAUUCACAGUCAAGACUGUGAGAACAAAUCCUUCCAAGGUUGGUCAUGUGACUGGUUCUGCAACGUAUGCAUCAUUGCUCAGCAGCAUGUUAGGUGCAAAGGACAUGGGUCCGGGUGUUCAUCUGUGCUAGCUGUCAUGGGCUAUCACUAGAGGAAAUGUUUCAAAGUCAGCUGUCUGUAGGAUGUCAACAAAACAUUUUGCAAUACAGAUAGAUGAAAUCAUUUUAUUUAUUCAUAGAAUGAUGCUCAAUGAAACUUACAAACAGAAGAAUAUAUCCCUAAAUAUUGUAUAUCAUGGACAUUCAACCAAUCAGACAAUCAAUUGUACAAGUUUCUACCCAUUGAAGCAAACUAUUAAAGGGUGGUGGUGGUGGUGGUCGUGCUGUGCAUGUGCGACAUUUGUGUUGAAAAACAUUGAUUUUCCCACAAUCCAUUUGUAAUCUGCGCAACAGCCAAUGUCGCCAUCUUUGUUUACGAGACCCAUAUAUCUCGUGCAUGUGUGGUGCUACGACUGCCACUCUUUAAGAUACAGAAUUAAAAAGCCAGUGGUUCUUGAGAUAGCAUUGGAACAAGAUUUGACACAGACGUACAUCAGUACAACAUUACCUGUCGUUUGUGUGUUGCACACAUAGGGGCCAAAAGUGAUCAUAGAGUUGGGUUAAAAGUACUGAGUGUAAAUAUCAAAAUUGAUGGUUGAGUGCUGUUUGGACAUCUUUUUCAUGCUCUUAUUUUGAAAUAUGUGUAAAUUACAAAUCUACCUAUGCAUGAAUCAAAACUGUUAUUACCAAUCUAGAGACAAAAAACCUGUGGAGGAAUAUAAAUCCAAUAAUGUGAACCACAAAAGAGGUACGGUACAUAUAAACCCAAAAUUGCAGUUGUUGUAUCGUUAAACAUGAACUUUUUUCGAAUAUAUAAAUAAC